ACAGAACAUUGUUGGCUUUUGUUUGAAUAGAUAGUCAUUUACAAUGGGGGAAGUACAGUUGUUUGCUUGGGUUAUGAUUUUUGUUUUGUUAGACAGUUCAUGUGAUGCUCAGAAGGGGUAUCCACCUUCAAACUUUAAUGAACAUGUUUUUAUAGAAAGACAACCAGUGGUUCCUGUAAGCAGGCCAACCGUCAGUCCAUGGUUCACUAGAGCUCUUGUGACGGCCCACCCAACCUUUGGGGAACCUGAAUUCACCCAUGUGCCCAUGACUGCCUAUCCAACCUUCGGCGGCGCCGGCUACACCCAGGCGCCCGUGAGCCCCCGCCCGACCUUCGGCGGCGCCGGCUACACCCAGGCGCCCGUGAGCCCCCGCCCGACCUUCGGCGGCGCCGGCUACACCCAGGCGCCCGUGAGCCCCCGCCCGACCUUCGGCGGCGCCGGCUACACCCAGGCGCCCGUGAGCCCCCGCCCGACCUUCGGCGGCGCCGGCUACACCCAGGCGCCCGUGAGCCCCCGCCCGACCUUCGGCGGCGCCGGCUACACCCAGGCGCCCGUGAGCCCCCGCCCGACCUUCGGCGGCGCCGGCUACACCCAGGCGCCCGUGAGCCCCCGCCCGACCUUCGGCGGCGCCGGCUACACCCAGGCGCCCGUGAGUCCCCGCCCGACCUUCGGCGGCCCCAAGCUCCCAACAACUGCUGUGGAAUAUCCAACAUCCAAGCCUGAUGCUGUGAAGGUCUAUUGUGGAGAAAGCUCUGUUCAGUUGGAUGUGGAUAUGGACUUUCUUGGUAAUAACCACCUAAUCCAGCCCUCUGACAUCACCCUGGGAGGCUGUGGACCUGUUGGGCAGGAUGUUUCUGCUCGGGUUCUGUUUUUUGCAACUGAGUUACAUGGUUGUAAUAGUGUAUUGAUGAUGACUGAGGACUCCCUUGUCUAUACCUUUGGUCUCGACUAUCAGCCUAAAGCACUUGGGUCCACUCCCAUCAUUAGGACUAAUGGGGCAAUAGUUGGUGUUCAGUGUCACUACAUAAGGCUGCAUAACGUGAGUAGUAAUGCCCUGAAACCAACAUGGAUCCCUUACCGCUCUACCCUGUCUGCUGAGGACCUUCUUGUGUUUUCCCUGAGGCUCAUGGACGACAACUGGCAGAUGGAGAGGACAUCCAAUGUGUUCUUCCUGGGAGACCUCAUUAACAUUGAAGCAUCUGUGGUCCAGGCCAACCAUGUACCUCUUCAUGUGUUUGUGGAUUCCUGUGUGGCCACUUUAGACCCAAAUAUGAAUGCUGUCCCCAGAUAUGCUUUUGUUGAGAACCAAGGGUGUCUAAUGGAUUCCAAGCUGACCAAUUCCCGGUCCCAGUUCCUGUCAAGGGUACAAAAUGAUAAACUGCAAUUUCAGCUGGAUGCUUUCAGGUUUGCUAAAGAGACCAGGAGUGCUAUCUACUUUUUCUGUCAUUUGAAAGCUACUACUGCUUUGUCUCCUGAGGGAAAGGCUUGCUCAUUCUCUCUUGGAACUCAACGGUGGAUUAGUGCAUCUGGGAAUCAUGAAGUGUGUAGCUGCUGUGAUGCAAGCUGUACUGGGAGGAAGGGCAGGAGUUUAACAGAUUCAGCUACACAGUAUGAGGGUGACUCUGCCCUAGGCCCCAUUGUCAUCCAACAGGCUAGUGCCAGUGGCCUUGUACCUGCUGCCCAAAGCCAACACUUGGUGGUAGAGGAUCACAGAGCUGGAGGUGUGUCUGAGGCUGUGGUCAUGACUGGAUUGGUGGCUGCAUUGGGACUGAUCUGCACCCUUGUGCUGGUGACUGUACUGCUGCGGAGACUACGUAAACCUAACUCCGUAAACUAUGAUUAAUAAAUGACUAAAGACCUGUCA
Molecule: messenger RNA, 1864 nt
Organism: Anguilla anguilla (European eel)
Lineage: Eukaryota; Metazoa; Chordata; Actinopteri; Anguilliformes; Anguillidae
Product: zona pellucida sperm-binding protein 3-like
Exons: 9
Coding region: 44-1843 (599 amino acids)
Biological process (GO): egg coat formation; positive regulation of acrosome reaction; binding of sperm to zona pellucida
Cellular component (GO): extracellular matrix
Molecular function (GO): acrosin binding
Source: RefSeq, a predicted model, not a curated record